AUGGCUUCAAAUGGAACCGCACCCGCCCCUGCCCAGGCCGGCGUGAUUGACCAAAAUGAUGUGAAUGACUGGGUGAAGCGCUUCAAUGAGGCCCUGGCCGAUUCGACGACCGUCACCGCGCCAGCAGCACAAGAUGCCCGCCCGUGGCAUUCAUCCUUCUUUGGCUGCUUCGCACCUAUUGAUACUUGUUUCAUCACCUGCUGCGUACCGUGCGUCACCUUUGGCAAAACCCAUCAUCGCAGCCGCAAGCAUGGAAACAUGGAGGGAUACAACUUUAUCAACGCUUCUUGCCUCAUGUUCACCGGUUUCUCCUGCUUUGGUCUCCACUUUAUCCCCAUGAUGUUCCAGCGUGCCGACAUCCGCAAGAAAUACAACCUCCAGGGCGACUGCGUUGGGGAUCUGCUCACGUCGUGCUGCUGCGGCUGCUGCUCGCUCAUCCAGCAGGACAAAGAGGCCGAGUUCCGUGAGAAAGAGCUGGCGGAGAAGGUCAACGGCGCCGGGUACACCAAGCCGCAAGACAUGGCGUAUCCGGCUUAA
Molecule: messenger RNA, 537 nt
Organism: Cladophialophora psammophila CBS 110553
Lineage: Eukaryota; Fungi; Ascomycota; Eurotiomycetes; Chaetothyriales; Herpotrichiellaceae
Exons: 3
Coding region: 1-537 (178 amino acids)
Source: RefSeq, a predicted model, not a curated record